Aspergillus steynii IBT 23096 is the source of this 1719-nucleotide messenger RNA. RefSeq names its product Lycopene beta-cyclase. Gene Ontology annotation, biological process: biosynthetic process. Bases 1 to 1719 code for a protein of 572 amino acids. The record is from RefSeq and is a predicted model, not a curated record. Lineage: Eukaryota; Fungi; Ascomycota; Eurotiomycetes; Eurotiales; Aspergillaceae. The transcript is spliced from 7 exons. Gene Ontology annotation, molecular function: geranylgeranyl diphosphate synthase activity; intramolecular lyase activity.
AUGGGCCUGGAUUAUGUGAUUUUUCAUGGCAUCUACACGGUCCCCUUGGCAGUGAUCCUCACCAUUCUCUACGGACCGUUUCUCAUCCGUCGGGAAAUCUAUGAAAUCGCCACUCUCAUCACUAUCGCCGUGGUCGCAACAAUACCAUGGGAUUCAUAUUUGAUCCGCAAUCAUAUCUGGUCAUACGCGUCUGACUCGGUAAUCGGAUAUACGUUGUACAGCAUUCCGCUGGAGGAAGUGUUCUUCUUCGCGAUUCAGACUUACUUGGCCAGCGUGCUUUACUGCAUUCUCACGAAGCCGCUUGUCUUGCCGAUUUAUCUCCGCUCAAGCUCGGAGUCGCAGUCGCGCCGAGUUAGACAGCUUGGUCAGGCGUUCCUGGUAGCUGCGUUCGCCGCUGGAGUUGCUCUCUGUCAUUUUGCGGGGGAGCUAACGUAUCUGGGUCUGAUCUUGAUUUGGGUGUCUCCUGUUCUUCUGCUUCAGUGGUCAAUAUCAUGCGCAUUUCUCAUAGCUCUACCGUGGAAGGUGACGAUAAUUCCAGUCUGCAUACCAACCUUGUAUCUCUGGUUCGCGGAUGCGAAUGCCGUUAGUACUGGUACCUGGACGAUUGAGAACGGAACGAAAGUGGGAUAUCAGCUAUGGAACGGACUUGAACUUGAAGAGGCAGUCUUUUUCCUCGUCACAAAUAUUAUGGUCGUCGGGGGACUAGUCUGUAUGGACUGUGUCUUUGCGAUUGAGGAAUAUCGAAUUCUCUGCUCGAAAGAGUCGUCAACAAAUUUCUCACUAAAACUAGCUUUGAAGAGCGUGAGCAUGUUUGUCGGGAGUGCACUCUUUCAGGGGAGUUUGAGGGUGGAUUUGAUAUUUUUGUAUCACUUCUGCCGAGUAAUGGACGAUCUCGUCGACGGCGACAUCGCCCCCGACUAUGAUGCCCGGUACUGGAUAACGCAAUGCUCCCAAGCCCUCGACGCCAAGUUCAACACUCCAACAGACCAACAAGUCACCCAGACAUCCGAUAAUCCCACAAUAUCCCCCAGACACCAAGUCCUCCAGUCAGCGCUCGACCAACUCCCCCUCUCCAAGCUCUCUCAAAAACCUCUCUACGACCUCCUUCGCGGCUUCGAAAUGGACUUGGACUUCAACGCCCACCACGGCAGCUUUCCCAUCCACACAGAAGCAGACCUCGAUAUGUAUGCGUACCGAGUAGCCAGCACGGUCGCCACGCUUGUUAUCAACCUCGUCUAUCACUACCACAGCAGCGAAAGCCACCGGCCUAGCAACGACGACCAAAGCCACCGAGAAAGGCUCACCCGCGCAGGCAUCGAAAUGGGCAAGGCCCUACAAUGCGUCAACAUAGCCCGGGACAUCGGACGCGAUGCAGCUAUCAACCGAGUCUAUAUCCCUACUUCUUGGCUUGCAGAAGUUGGAUUGACUCCUGAGGACGUGAUUCGACGGCCUGCAUCGAAGGAGAUGUAUGUUAUGCAGGAGAAGAUGCUCGACUAUGCGGACGUUUAUUAUUGGAACUCUCGCGCGGCAAUUGAGGAGCUUCCUGUUUGUGUUCGAGGGCCGGUGAGGGUUACAGUUGAGAGUUAUAUGGAGAUUGGCCGAGUGUUAAGAGCCACGAGGACGAUUAGGGCUGAUGGCGAGAAAUUUCGACUGUCGUUGUGGCGGCGACUGGCAGUUGCUUGGGCAGCGAUGGGGGAUAGGCCUCGGAAAAUAGGAUAG